This is a messenger RNA of Caenorhabditis angaria, 733 nucleotides long. The record is from the annotation of a GenBank genome assembly. NCBI's taxonomy places the organism in Eukaryota, Metazoa, Nematoda, Chromadorea, Rhabditida, Rhabditidae.
AUGGCCACUGGAGCCGAAUUCAGGCAAGAUAUGCCUCCGAAAGGAGGAUAUCGAACAUUUAAUUGGAAUAGAACUUUCCCAAAAUUGGUUUGGAGUCGUGAGUUUUUUUUUGAAAGUUUGUUUUUUCAGCAGAAAUGAAUUUGUAUUCUUUUUAGCUGGAGCGGUUGUUGCCACAAUUUUUGGAGCUACAGCUUACGGAGUUUAUGCCGCGUUGGAAAACAAGAAAAGCGCAAUGUAAGUUGUUUCUUUUGUUUUUGAAAGAUAAUAAAUUUUGUUUUUUUUUGCAGCACAGAAAAAUUCGAAGAUGUUGAUGUAAAUAACGCGAUGCAACCAUUCUUAGUAGCUGAAAGAGAUAGAGAGUGAGUUUUUAUUCUUUUUUUCCUAUCUGUAAAAAUGUUUUCUUAAAUUUUAGCUGGCUCAAACUUUUGGCAAAAAAUCGCGCAUUGGAAGAGGAAAUUAUGAAAGAUGUUCCAGGAUGGAAAGUUGGAACAUGGUAUGGAGAACCAGUGUAUUUCACUUUAGGUGAAAAAUGGUGGGAUCCAUCAGCCACUGAGGUUCGUUUUCUUUUUCAUCGAUUUUUGUACUUAAUUUUCAAUUUAUCUUUCAGGUUUUCGCUCAUUCUUGGGGAAAUGUUGAAACUCGCGAGCAUUUGUGGCGUCAACAUUCGGAAUACGCAGGACCAAAGUUCUACGAUAACUGGAUUCCAAAAUCUGUUUCCAAAUAUUUCUGGUAG